AUGCUCUCAUGUCAGUCCAGGCUGGACGUGCCGCGGCGGCAGCUGCAGCGCGGCUCGGUGCCUCGGCCCGCGGCCCGCCGAGCCCAGUCUCGCAGUCGAGUGAUUGGAGGGCGGUCAGACAAGAUGCCCCUCUCGGUAGGUGACAAGUGCCCCGAAAUUGGUCUCCAGGACCAGGACGGGGAAGAGGUCACUCUCGCGUCGCUCGCCGGGAAGUACGCAGUGAUCUACUUCUACCCCAAGGACAACACCCCCGGGUGCACGAAGGAGGCGUGCGGCUUCAGCGAGGAGUGGAGCGGUUUCAAGGAGGAGGAUGCGGUGGUCUACGGCGUCUCCAAGGACACCGCCGCGAGCCACCAGAAGUUCAUCGCCAAGUUCAAGCUCGCCUUCACGGGCCUCCUCGUCGACUCCGACCUCGCGUUUUGCAAGCGCAUGAAGUCCUACGGACAGAACCAGCGCGGCACGACGGGGCUGCUGCGCCACACGUACCUGGUGGACCCCGCGGGGACUGUUGCGGCGGUGUGGACGUCGAACUGCGCGACGACGCACCACGCAGGGACGGUCCUCGCGGCACUCAAGGCGCACAAGUCCGGCGCCGGCGGCGCGGCGAAGCCCGUGUCCGCGGUGAAGAAGGUCGCUGCCGCGGUGAGCAAGGCUGCGGAGACGGUGAAGAAGGCCGUGGGGGUCCGGAAGACGGUGGAGACGAAGAAGACGCCGGCGAAGAAGAAGGCGACGCCGACCAAGAAGGAGACGGCUGCGAAGAAGGAGAAGGCUUCGGCCAAGAAGGAGAAGGCAACGCCGGCGAAGAAGGAGACGCCAGCGAAGAAGGAGAAGACUUCCGCGAAGAAGGCGACGCCGACGAAGAAGGCGACGCCCGCGAAGAAGGCGACGCCGGCGAAGAAGGCGACGCCGGCGAAGAAGGCGACGCCUGCGAAGAAGGCGGUUGCGGCAAAGAAGACGAUUGAGAAGAAGGCGCCGGCGAAGAAGAAGGCGACGCCGGCGAAGAAGGGCAAGGCCGCGAAGAAGUGA
Pedinophyceae sp. YPF-701 is the source of this 1026-nucleotide messenger RNA. The record is from the annotation of a GenBank genome assembly. Lineage: Eukaryota; Viridiplantae; Chlorophyta; Pedinophyceae.